CUGAAGAGCGCAGCGGUGUGCGUAUCGGACUGGUCUCCUGUCGGAAUUUACGCCUGGGGUCGGAAUACUUUUUUGUUUACUUUUUGGACAAGCUCAAAUAAAUGUCGCCUCAGAUUCGGCUCUGAGUCUUCGAGUUUGCGCUUCUCUGUUUAGCAAACGCGUAUGCUGGCCAGCCACUGUUUCUGCUCUUGCCAUGUUAUGAUAGCUAGCCAUCGCUAGCGAGCUAGCUAACUGUAUGGCUGCUGGUACCGCUGCAAAGAAGGUGAUAAUUAGCUAGCAAGCGGGCUACGCUGGCUCGCCGACUAGUUUGUUCCAGGCAGUCGGACAGUUCGCCAUGUUUUAACACAUCCGAUAAGGCUGCUUAACGGAUGAUGCGUUUGAUAUCACAGCAAGGGUGGCCAUCCUAAAGGAAUAUCACACACACAGAGGAUUAAUCGUCUUGUCCUUGGAAAUUAUGGAGUGAUUUCGCCGCUAACACCAUGCGCGCUGUCAAAUCAGUCCUGGGUCACUGCUGCGGAGAGUCCACGUCGUUAUGUUUGGAUUUACCAGGCAGUUCAUGAAGACCAGCAGCUCCAGUUGGACGUCUUUUUAAUGUGCUUCCCAUAAUACAUUAACUAUGUAUAAAAGGAGGUUGAAUUGGGUUGUAUUUGUAUGAACAUUCAGCCCCCAGUGUGAAUUUGUGUUAAGGAAGCCCCACAGAGGGAAGUCCAGGACGGGACAGGUACUCAAAAACUAUCCCUUCCUAAAGAAACAUGGCCUCGGUUUGGAAAAGAUUGCAACGUGUGGGGAAGCAUGCCUCCAAAUUCCAGUUUGUGGCUUCCUAUCAGGAGCUGAUGGUGGAAUGCACUAAGAAAUGGCAACCAGACAAACUGGUGGUGGUUUGGACACGCAGGAGUCGGCGGAAAUCAUCCAAGUCCCACAGCUGGCAGCCCGGCAUCAAGAAUCCCUACAGGGGAGUGGUGGUGUGGCCUGUACCAGAGAACAUUGAGAUCACUGUAACACUUUUUAAGGACCCCCAUGCAGAGGAGUUUGAGGACAAAGAGUGGACAUUUGUAAUUGAAAAUGAGUCUCCAUCAGGGCGGAGGAAGGCCUUGGCCACCAGCAGUAUAAACAUGAAGCAGUAUGCCAGUCCAAUGCCCACACAGACAGAUGUCAAGCUAAAGUUCAAGCCCCUCUCAAAGAAGGUGGUGUCAGCCACCCUGCAGUUCUCUCUCUCCUGUAUCUUCCUCCGUGAGGGCAAGGCCACCGAUGAGGACAUGCAGAGCCUGGCCAGCCUCAUGAGCAUGAAGCAGGCUGAUAUCGGCAACCUUGACGACUUUGAGGAGGAGAACGAGGAGGAUGAGGAGAACAGGGUCAACCAGGAGGAGAAGGCGGCCAAGAUUACAGAGAUAGUAAACCAGUUGAAUGCCCUCAGCUGCUUACAUGGGGAUGAUGAUGAUGAUGAUGAUGGUGGUGUCCUUAAGCGAGCAAGCAAGGCAACCGCUAAGCCUGCCGCUUCCUCCAAAGAGCUGAUCAGCAAGCUGAACUUCCUGGAAGACGAGGAUCAGGACACGCCCACUGCCAUGAGCACCAAUCCCUUUGAAGAGCCUGAUGAUGACCCACAUGACCCUAAUCACCUCAACCCAUUCGGCGACCCCGAUGAGGAAGAGUUGCCUGCCCAGCACAUCCUACGGCAGCAAGUCGAUGACGAUUCAUUCUACGACCAUGACCCCUCAAACCCCUUCAAUGAGCCAGACGUACCUGAGACGCACACGCCGCCAGGGAACCCCUUCGAUGAGCCAGAGCAAGACAUGGACCCCCAGCCUGACCCAGAACCCCCCAAGCCCAGGCAGAGGAAAGGUGUGCGGCCAGUUGACAUGAGCAAGUACCUGUACGCCGACACCUCCCGCAACGAGGACGAGGAGUUGGAUGAAUCCAACCCAUUCUAUGAGCCAAGGACCUCAAGCCCGGUGCAACCCCCUGCCAGUGGCUCCUCCCUUGAUGUCGGCAGCAGCCAGAAGAGGAGGGCCCCCCUGCCGCCCAGUUCUGGCCCCGGCCUUGGCCCCAGUCCCCUGGCCCCCAAACCCAGCUCUGGCCCAGACAGGGAGAGAGCGCAGCCAGCCGGGCCCAGCCCAGUAUCAGCACUCAUGGGGAGAGAGCUGGCCUCCUCCUCCCCCAAGCCCAGCCCAAUCCCAAGUCCCGUGCUGGGAGGGAAGCCCAACGCCAGCCAGUCUCUGCUGGCCUGGUGCCGCGAGGUCACCAAGAACUACCGCGGGGUGAAGAUCACAAACUUCACCACCUCCUGGAGGAACGGCCUGGCCUUCUGCGCCCUGCUGCACCACUUCAGACCCGAUAUCAUAGACUACAAGUCGCUCAAUCCUCAGGAUAUUAAAGAAAACAACAAAAAGGCGUACGAUGGUUUUGCCAGCCUGGGUAUCUCCCGCCUCCUGGAGCCAUCAGACAUGGUGCUGCUGGCUAUCCCUGACAAGCUAACAGUAAUGACCUACCUGUAUCAGAUCCGGGCCCAUUUCUCUGGCGAGGAGCUCAACGUGGUUCAGAUUGAGGCCAACAGCAGCCGCAGCACCUACAAGGUGGGAGACUUUGAAACCGAUACCAACGCCUCCAUAGGCCAGGACAAGUUCUACGCUGAGCUCAAUGAUGUGCAGCACCGCCAGACUCACCUUGAGCCAGCUGGGUCUACUGGCGAUGUUAGCACUGAAGCUAACGGCACUAAAGCUGCUGAGGGCGAGGAGAUGGAGACAACGUGGAAAGCCGAGGCAGGGGGGAUUUCAGCCAGCUCGCCAACAACAAUGACACUACCAUCCUCGCCGCCUGUCCCAUCACCACGCACGGUGCUGUCCUCCUCAGCAACAGACUCCACCUCCAGACCUGCCCAGGCCACGCUUCCAGCCUCUGAGGACAGGGGGAAGCUUCCCAAAGCUGACACAUUAGACCUCAGUGAGUUACCACAGAGAGUGGAGAGAGAAACGGAGAAGGUGAGACAACGAAGAGAGGAGGAGGGAAGGGAUGGGGAUGUACCUGAUACAGAACCAGGGUCCCCCGCUCGGAGGGGGGCGUCCUCCUCCCCAUCCCACCAGAAGCUGGGCUUCUCCUACAACAGGGACGCUGACCUCAUCAAGAAGAAGAGGGCCAGCCUGCGCCACUCCGAGUCCGAGCCCGCCUCUGACACCAGCUCCCCGCCACUCAACCAUACAGACACACCCCUCAAACAGGAACCAACACCUGCCCCUGUGUCAAGUCCCCCUGCAGAGAAGAAGGUGCAGUCUCGUCAGGAGGAGUUGAAGGAGAGAGCCAGACUUCUCCUGGAGCAGGCCCGCAGAGAUGCUGCCAUGAAGGCUGGCAACAAGAAUGCCCCGAACUCAGCCCUCACCGCACCAACCAGAGCCACAAGCAUCACUGAUGAGCGGGACGCGGAGCGGAGGAGGCAGCUGAGAGAGCGAGCCAGGCAGCUGAUAGCUGAGGCUCGAUCCGGAGUGAAGAUGUCCGACAUGAGCCUGCUGGACACGUCCAGUACUGAGAGAGGCAAGGGCAGCAAGGCGAGCCCUGCUGGAGAUGUGUUGGAUGGAGUGGCAGGUGGUGAUGAUGGUGCUGAUGGUGAGAGGGGUGAUGAUGAGAAGGAGGGGAGGGCUGAGGAAGAGCAGGUCCAUGCUGUUGCUGCUGCUGUUGCUGCUGUUGAUGAUGAUGAUGAUGAUGCUGUUGCCACUGCCACAUCCACGUCUGCUCUAGAUACUAACCCAGCACCACUGGAGGCCCCUCUGCCAGCCACCUCCAGCACCAAGGGGCCCCCGGAGCUUACUAACCACGACUCUGAGCUAACCUCUCUGGGUGUGAACAGUAAGCAUGUGGACCUGAAGCUGAAGAAGCUGGUGGACGUUAGGCCAGGAGGAGCCAUGUCCCCGUCGUCUCCUUCUUCUACGUCCUCUUCCUCCUCGCCCACCACCUCUUCCACUUCGCCGCUCAGCCCUGCUGAUGGACUGGAGAAUAACGCUGAGGAGCUGCGAGCAGAGCGGCUACGCCGGGCAACAGAGAGGUUGCGCAGCCCAGUAGUCUUCAACAAGGACUCGGCUGUCAGGAAAACACAGCUGAAGUCCUUCAGCCAGUACGUGGAGACCCGACCAGAGGUAAAGAGGCAAAGAUCCAUUCCCGAGGAUCUUAAGAAAGCCGGGGAGGACAGGGGGUCGCCGAUGGAAGCUGAUGUCCGCAGGCCUUUUGAAGAAGAGAAGGCGUUCAAAGACACCAGUCAGUAUGUGGUUGGGGAGUUGUCUGCGCUGGAGAGCGAGCAGAGGCACAUAGACGCCCGAGCGGCUCGCGUGGAGAAGAGGCUGCGCUAUCUCAUGGACACAGGUAACAACAAGGAAGAGGAGGAGGCCAUGAUGCAGGAGUGGUUCAUGUUGGUGAACAAGAAGAACGCCCUGAUCAGACGACAGAACCAGCUCUCUCUGCUGGAGAAAGAGCACGAUCUGGAGAGGCGCUUCGAACUGCUCAACAGAGAGCUGAGAGCUAUGCUGGCCAUUGAAGACUGGCAGAAGACGGAGGCCCAGAAGAGACGAGAGCAGCUGCUGCUGGAUGAGCUUGUCAUUCUCGUCAACAAACGAGAUGCGCUGGUCAGGGACCUGGAUGCCCAGGAGAAACAGGCCGAGGAGGAGGAUGAGCACCUGGAGAGGACACUGGAGCAGAACAAAGGCAAGAUGGCCAAGAAAGAGGAGAAGUGUGUCCUUCAAUGAUUGUCAUUUCAACAAAAAACAACCAACCAACAAAUGUAGCCGAUAAAAGAAUUGUAUUAUCAUCAUUAUUAUUAUCAUUAUAUUAUUAUUAUUAUUAUUUCAUACUGGCUAUCUUAGACAUUUGUAUCACAUUUAUUGGAAAUCUAAUCUGGUUGUUUUGGUCAAACUAACCCAAGAGACUUGGCUAAAGGGGCCCUGCAAUGCCUUGCACCAACUUUAUACUGACUGAAACUGUCCCAAUUCCACACUACGUUUUUAUUGUUUCUUGUUUGCUUUACCAAGAAAGGUACUUGUAUGUAUUAUAAAUAUGUAUGAGAGAGAGAGAGGGCAGUGCAAAACCUAUCCCAGGGCUCAAGCAGCCACACUCUUGACUCUGACAAAUGGAUAUUUGUAUGUAAUGACGUUUGAAUUUCAACCUGAGAUGUUUAUUGGAGACGCACACAGCCUACUCUGUCUGAAUGUGGAGAUCACUCGGCUUGAGGUACAACACAACUUGUAUUAUUGGGGGAUUUUUUUUUUCUCAUGUUGAGCAGAUGUGGGAUUGACUUUUUAGUUUGACUUCUACAAGAAAAGAGGAAAAAAAGAGGAGACGUUAUAAUGUCGGUCUUUUCAAGCUACGUUCGUUACUUGACUGUACCUUUUAAAUAUUUCACUUCAAAGUUUUUACUUGUAAAAUCUCUUUAAAGGGGAACACAUUACCGUUCAUAAAUCUUAACUUUCAUAUUACUUAACUGACUUGUUUUCUUGGCUUGAAAGCAGUUUACCAAACAUUUAGCAGCUGGUUCAGCCAGAAAGAUGUUUAAAAAAAAAAAAAAAGAAAAGAAAAAAGAAAAAAAGAAAGGAAAAAAAAAAAAGAGUCAUGUUGUAUAUUUCCACUGUUCUGACCAAUAGCUUUCAAAAUCCUCCCUUUUUUCCGGGAUUCAUGCAGUCGAUAGCAAAAAGUAAGUAAGUAAAUAAAUAAAUAAAUAAAAAUAUUUAUUGCCGUUUGUCCUAUAAGCUGCUUGUAAGUGAACUAUCAUCACAGUCGUGCAUUUUGCUCAGCAACUUUGUUUCUAUUUAUUGUAUACUGAAGAAGAGAAAUAUGCUUCCAUGUGCAUCUCUUAGUUCCACAUUUGGUGCAGCUGUCUACGUGUGAACAUUUAUCUGUUUAUUUAUUCCAGUGUCAUAACCCAAGUCUUCAAUAAAGUCCUUAUGCUUUCGUACUCCAAA
Myripristis murdjan (pinecone soldierfish) is the source of this 5933-nucleotide messenger RNA. RefSeq names its product EH domain binding protein 1 (gene ehbp1). NCBI's taxonomy places the organism in Eukaryota, Metazoa, Chordata, Actinopteri, Holocentriformes, Holocentridae. The record is from RefSeq and is a predicted model, not a curated record. Gene Ontology annotation, molecular function: protein binding. The coding region runs from base 753 to 4724 and encodes 1323 amino acids. The transcript is spliced from 26 exons.